Molecule: messenger RNA, 1298 nt
Organism: Drosophila nasuta
Lineage: Eukaryota; Metazoa; Arthropoda; Insecta; Diptera; Drosophilidae
Product: kelch-like protein 40
Exons: 5
Coding region: 168-1268 (366 amino acids)
Biological process (GO): neurogenesis
Cellular component (GO): cytosol
Molecular function (GO): protein binding
Source: RefSeq, a predicted model, not a curated record
AGCUAUUUUAAGUAUACAAUUCAAAAAGAAAUCUCCUAACUCCGAAAUAAAAUAUUUUAAGCACGGAAAUAAAUCAUUUUUCGUACAAUUUUAAUUAGAACCCAUACGCACUACAUCCGCAAUUUUAUUUGAAGCUUUGUGAUACGCAAAUUGCAGAUUUGUCUACAAUGGAAAACAUCGAAAAAAACUGGCAGGAUCAGAAGCCGCAACAGCGCAUGGAAUAUUUGCUGAAAAGUGGACAUUUGUCCGAUUGCAGCUUUGUUGUUUAUGGUGAUGAAGGCGAGAAGAUCGUGUUAAAGUGUCAUAAACUUGUGCUUAUGAGUGUCUCUCCGGUAUUUGAGCGCAUGUUUGAGGGCGAUUUUGAGGAGUCUAAAUUGGCCGACAAUAUUGUAUUGGACGAUGUAUCGGGAACGGAUUUUCAAAAGUUCCUUUCGUAUUUGUAUUGGCAUGACAAUCAGAAACUAGAUACCUACAAAUUAGAUACGAUACAGUCGUUAAUAUACUUGAGCAAGAAAUUUAUGAUCCCUAACAUGACCAUAAAAUGCUUGAAUACACUAAAGAAAAGAGCGUCCAAAGGUUUGGAUCCGGAUACAACAAUAGAUUUGUUUGAAUAUGCCCACCAAAUUGAGGAUAUAGAGUUGAUUCACUCUAUUAAAAUGAAAUUUACGGGCAACCCAUCUUUGUUUAUUAACACUGCUGCUGUCUUUGAUCUUAGUUCCGAUAAGUUCUUAUUAUUUAUUCGCACUUUUAAUGGGUGGGUGGAAGAAAAGAUUCGUUUUAAAGUAAUUGAACAUUAUUGCAAUGUGCAUGGUUUAAAACUAACUAUGACUAAUACUGAACAAGAGGAUAUAAAGGAAAAUUGUGUGUUGCCAUCCCUCACUGCUGCAUUUGAGAAGGACGAAAAUAAAAACAACGUGAAGGCAAGUAAUGACGAAAAAGAUUCAAAUAAAAACGAAGAAAAGAUGACUAAUACUAAAGAAGUUGAAGAGGAUAUAAAGGAAAAUUGUGUGUUGCCAUCCCUCACUGCUGCAUUUGAGAAGGACGAAAAUAAAAACAAGGAAAACGAAGAAAAGAUCAGAAAUCAGCGCGAGCAAGAGAAAAGAAUGCAGUUCAUCACCGAACUGAUGGAAGACAUCAAGUUUCCAUCAAUGAGUUCUUAUGAUUUCAUUGCUGGUCCGGGUGCUUCUGAUUUACUAACCAUUGAGAAGAAAUACCAAAUACUCUCAGAAAUUUGCAUUGCCAAAGACAAAAUGAAAACAUUUGUUUAGAAUAAAUAAAAACUUCACAAAUAUGUUUAU